AUGAUUAAAUGCAGUUGGAAGAUAAAGAAAUUUCAUCUGCCCCGGAUCCGAUUUCUCACAGUGCAUUAUGCCUACUUCAUCGGGGCGACUCUUAUCACCUCCGCCAUCCUCUGGGGUAGCUCCUCUCCGCCCCACAGCGUGCGAUAUAUUGAUGCGUUAUUUUUGACAGUCAGCGCCAUGACACUUGCUGGUUUGAACACUGUCAAUUUGUCUACAUUAAAUACAAUCCAGCAGAUCUUACUACUGUUCCUGAUAAUAUGUGGGUCCACGAUAUGGGUCUCCAUCGCAGUAGUCAUCGUUCGCAAAAGAACAUUUGAAAAAAGGUUUAGAGAAAUUGUGCAAGAAGAAGGUCUACGGAGAAGGAGACUCCGCCACACGAUCAAUCAGUCUCGCCCAUCAAUUCAACUGGCCACACUCCCAUCACGACAGCCAACAGUACCCAAUGAACCAAAUAUGCAAUCAAAUAGGCGCCAAAGUUUGCCAUCAUAUAGACCCCUAACUCCAUCGAGCGCCUCUCUCCAACCCAUAGCACGAAGCAAGAGCCAAGGACAGACAUCAGGAACCAAUCCGGAUCACUGCAAGGAAAAUAGCCAAAAAUCAGAUUAUACUCACCCCGCGGCUACGGAUCACGCUGAAUCUUUAGCGUCUCACAAAACACAACCCGAUGGAGGCUUCCCUCGGGAACCAAUUGAUACUGCAGAUACUGAUGCUCAUAUUACAUUCACCGCUGACGUACGCCUAGACUCUGGGGAAAAUCCCCUUAAUCUGGCACGCCAGAAUAUGCGUCCCCCCUUCGUGCCUGCCGCCCAUAAUCAAUUGGAGGAAGGCAAUAAUGACGAUGGCCUUGAAGAUGACAGCCAUCUAAACUUCCUACGCAAGUUCAGCCGGAAUUCUUCAUUCCAUAAUUUAAGUGAAAGAGAACGCCGAAGACUCGGUGGUGCAGAGUACCGAGCCGUAUCCCUAUUGUCCAUUAUCGUCCCGGUAUACUUUCUGCUGUGGCAGUUGUUAGGCGGGCUAGGUGUCGGUGCGUACAUGGCAAGAAACAAGGCCGCAGUGGCUAGAUUGAAUGGAUUGGAUCCUUGGUGGGUGGGGUUCUUCUUCGCCAUUUCUGCCUUCAAUAAUUCUGGGAUGAGUGUACUUGAUGCCAAUAUGGUUCCCUUUCAAAGUUCAACAUAUAUGCUGAUCACGAUGGGCCUUCUCAUCCUAGCUGGUAACACCUGUUAUCCAAUAUUCCUGCGGUGGAUAUUGUACACCAUUCGCCUGCUUCUUCCUCGCGGUGAUUAUUAUCACUAUUCUCGUGAGACUUUGACGUUCCUCUUAGAUCAUCCACGCCGGUGUUAUACAACCCUGUUUCCUUCUGCACAUACGUGGUGGCUUCUGGUUUCUGUGAUUGUUUUGAAUGGGGUUGAUUGGGUAGCUUAUGAGGUGCUCAAUUACGAUAAUCCGGCGGUCAAUAUUACUCCCGCAGGACCACGUGUGCUAGAUGGUCUUUUCCAAGCACUUUGCGUUCGAAGUGGGGGCUUCUACAUAACAAACAUCUCCGCCCUCGAAAUAGGAACGCAGGUGAUAUACGUGAUAAUGAUGUAUAUCUCCGUCUACCCUGUUGUCAUCACUAUGCGCCACUCAAAUGUGUAUGAAGAAAGAAGCCUCGGUAUCUACGCAGACGACCCCUCCGUUUAUCCAGACGAGGAGACCUAUUCAUCAGAAAGCUCGAGCCCUUUAACACCUAAGGCCCCCGCAUCGGGAAGGUUGUAUUUUGUCCGGCACCAACUCCGCGCACAGAUGGCGUUCGAUCUAUGGUGGAUUGCUUUAGCCGUCAUAAUAAUAUGUAUAGUUGAAGCCGGCCAGUUCACCCGGGAUCCAGUCACAUACUCGGCUUUCAAUAUCAUAUUUGAAACCGUCAGCGCCUAUGGCUGUGUCGGAAUCAGUACAGGUCUUCCAGAUCAGCUCUAUAGCUUUUCUGGGGGCUGGCAUACUUUUAGCAAGUUGGUGCUUUGCGCAGUGAUGAUCCGGGGCCGUCAUCGAGCUCUUCCUGUGGCGAUUGAUAAGGCCAUUAUGUUGCCGAGUGAAAAACUCGCAAAGGCGGAAGAAGAGGAUGCCCUGAUCAGGAUGGAGAGGACAAUGAGUCGAACCACUCGAUGA
Molecule: messenger RNA, 2142 nt
Organism: Penicillium longicatenatum
Lineage: Eukaryota; Fungi; Ascomycota; Eurotiomycetes; Eurotiales; Aspergillaceae
Product: Low-affinity potassium transport protein
Exons: 6
Coding region: 1-2142 (713 amino acids)
Biological process (GO): intracellular potassium ion homeostasis; potassium ion import across plasma membrane
Cellular component (GO): plasma membrane
Molecular function (GO): high-affinity potassium ion transmembrane transporter activity
Source: RefSeq, a predicted model, not a curated record